GACGCGUACGCAUGGAUAGACUGAUACGCAAGGAGUGGGAGAUUGGCAGGAAGGGUAGUUAUUUGUACUCUAGCAAAAUCAACGACCGUGCAUUUUAAUGUGUUUGGUGCCUAUACUCCAAUACCCCAAAGAAUACUACAAAACCAAUCUGGCAAAUUUUGGGGGAUUGAGGGCUCGCUUGUCCUUGAAGCAACCUAUCUCCGACUACGACGACGAGGAGGAGUGCAGGCCUUGGCGUCGCAGGAUUUUCAUGGCCUUUACGUGGGGCUCCGCCCUUAGGAUCACUCUCCUCCUCCUCCUUCUUGCCGCCGUCGUUACCGCUUGCUUCACUCUCCCCGUCGAGAAGAUUCUGAAGGACUUUUUAUUAUGGGUUGAGCAGGAUCUUGGACCUUGGGGUCCCCUUGUGCUGGCUGUUGCCUACAUUCCUCUUACAAUCUUGGCAGUUCCAGCAUCUGUAUUAACUCUCGGUGGUGGUUAUCUUUUUGGGCUGCCUGUAGGCUUUGUUGCCGACUCUAUUGGUGCUACUGUUGGUGCUGGGGCUGCAUUCAUUCUUGGCAGAACAAUUGGGAAAUCAUUUGUGGUUUCCAAAUUGAAGGAUUAUCCACGCUUCCAGUCAGUUGGGAUUGCAAUUCACAGAUCUGGAUUUAAGAUUGUUUUGUUGCUUCGGCUUGUUCCCUUGCUGCCAUUUAACAUGUUGAACUACCUCCUGUCUGUGACUCCUGUUUCAUUAGGGGAAUACAUGCUGGCUUCCUGGUUAGGAAUGAUGCCAAUAACGCUUACAUUAGUUUAUGUUGGAACAACUCUCAAGGAUCUUUCUGAUGUGACACAUGGAUGGAAUGAGUUUUCAAAGACCCGUUGGGCAUUUGUCAUAUUGGGCCUAUCGGUAUCUGCGGUUUUGCUUAUUUGUGUUACCAAAGUUGCCAAGGCUGCUUUGGAAAAAGCUUUGGCUGAAUAUGAGGAUCUUGAUGGCAUUUUAGCAUCCCCUCAGCUGCCCGUUGUGGCUGAACCAGCUGUGGAUCUCAACCAACCUCUCAUAAUCAAGAUAGACCCUUCUGAAGACAACCAUGAAAAAUGAAAUAAAUGGUCUAUGUAAAUUCUUCCCUUACCUUCCUUUAACGGCCAUUUUCAAUUAUAAGAUUUUCAGCAUUUGAUUCUUGUGAUGCUGUUUGAUCUGUACAGUCCCUUAUUUUAGCACUAAAGUUUUGGACAGGAAUGGCUGGUUUUAGAAAGAAAUUGUAGCUCAUGUCUUGAACUGGAAAGCAAGUAAAAAACCAAAAUUAGAAAGAAAAAAAAAUAACUGGAAAAAUAAAGAGUAAAGGAUGAAUAAAUUAUUGCUUCUCACAUUGUUGUAA
Molecule: messenger RNA, 1352 nt
Organism: Carya illinoinensis
Lineage: Eukaryota; Viridiplantae; Streptophyta; Magnoliopsida; Fagales; Juglandaceae
Product: TVP38/TMEM64 family membrane protein slr0305-like
Exons: 9
Coding region: 98-1075 (325 amino acids)
Cellular component (GO): membrane
Source: RefSeq, a predicted model, not a curated record